GUUGCAUCUAUUACCAGUUGUUAAUUUCAUAGGAAAGAGCAUAAAAUGCAACCCUGAAAUAACAUAUAAUCCCUGUAAAAUACAUGUAAACAAUUUCAUCAACACUUCAUUAUUCAAAACCGCAAAAUAGAUUGACACGUUUUUAAGGAUAAAAUUUCCUGUAAAUAUAAAACAGGCAGUAUAGUAAGAAAAUUUUUCAUUAUAAUAGUGUAUAAUAAAAAACGUCGAAAAUAGCUGCCCAACAUAAUUACCUUCCACAGACAAGCUUGUGCUGUUUUUUCGAAAACCAAAACACCACAAUGAAUGAGGCGGCAUUGGCUGGAAUGAUUCCGUACGACACGAUCGGUCUGUAUGAGCAACCGAAACCACGUUUUAUUUUUAAGAUGCCGCGUGUCGUACCCGAUCAAAAAUCUAAAUUUGAAAGUGAUGAACUUUUCCGUCGUUUAAGUCGAGAGAGUGAAAUUAGGUACACAGGAUAUCGCGAGCGUGGUUUAGAAGAGCGUCAAAUUCGUUUUCAAAACGGUUGCCGUGAAGGUCAUACAGAAAUUUCAUUCGUUGCAUCGGGUACUAAUUUGCAACUUGUCUUUAACGCUACACAGAAUCCAUAUGUACAUGAUAAGGAGUGUGAUUUUGAUAAGGAACAUGGAAAAGUUCAUAUAAAAUCAUAUUUCAUUAUGAACGGAGUGUGUGUACGAUUCCGUGGCUGGCUAGAUUUGGAGCGAUUGGAUGGUGUAGGAUGUUUGGAGUAUGAUGAACGGCGCGCGAUGCACGAAGAUGCUAUACUUCGCGAUCAAAUAGAUAGAUACAAUCAACGUCUGCGAGAAUUUGAAGAUACUAAGCGGGUUUAUCGCGAAAAUCGUCCGGACGAAAUGGAAGCUGUUCGACGUGGCGUCGCAUCGGGCGGAAUUGGAGUAGGAACUGCCACUAUGUGGCGGCGUUAAUUCUUAUUCUUAUCCAUACAGUCAUGUUACGGACCAUUGCUUUUAAGUAAAAUGCAACAAAUUUUAUUUUAUAGUCCUCGUAAUAUAUUCAAAAUAAUGAAAUAAAAGUAUAAAUAUUGAGUAGCCGUUGUUAAGGCACUUAGGACGAAA
Molecule: messenger RNA, 1091 nt
Organism: Glossina fuscipes
Lineage: Eukaryota; Metazoa; Arthropoda; Insecta; Diptera; Glossinidae
Gene: Bgb
Product: protein big brother
Exons: 2
Coding region: 300-941 (213 amino acids)
Biological process (GO): regulation of transcription by RNA polymerase II
Cellular component (GO): nucleus; core-binding factor complex
Molecular function (GO): sequence-specific DNA binding; transcription coactivator activity
Source: RefSeq, a predicted model, not a curated record